AGAGACUUUCUGGGAGAAUGAGAGAGAGAGAGAGGGGGAGAGAGAGAGAGAGAGAGACCCCUCCUCCAUAUGACAUCAGUGCUCUAUUGAAGCACAGCUAGAGGCAAACACAAGUCCACAUUUGUAUUGAGGUCUGCCCGUGCGCGCACGUCCCUGCACAGCCUACAGAUUGUGAAUGUGUGUGCGUGUGUGUGAGAGAGAAAGAGAGGUGGCAGCAGCAGCAGCAAACUGAGCAGUGCUGCAAAAGAUAAACUCACAACUAGUUUCAGUCCAGUGUCAGUGGAGCUUCUUUUGGAUGUGAAUCUUUAAAACUCACAACCUGGAGUGGAUUAUUAUCGGUAUUUUUCUCUCUGCUGUGAACCCCGCGUUAUAAGGAUACCUGUUACUUUGCUUUUUGGUUGGUUUGGAGAACACAGUUCCAGGUGUUUGGAGGGUGCAGCAUGAGCUGGGCUGCAGAUGCAUAAAGGAGGUUGGGUCCAGAAGGAUAACAACCUUGCCCAUGUUUGCCCCAUAGAGAAAAAGAAUUGGUCACCUGCCGCAGGAAAAAAGACCAAAGGCUGGGAUUAAUGUGUGUACAGGCUCAACAAGGGAGCAGAGGAUUCUGGGUUGCUCGUCGACCUGGAGUACACAAGUGAACAAGCCUGGAUAGAGCUUGUAGCGCAGGGGAUCGGCAUGGCUCAGACCAGCUUUGUGUCACCUCAUCAUGCCUGUCGGGCCUGAAUGCAGAAAGGAGCCUCUGCUACAGCUCACCCCGUAUUACCAACGGAUCACUUUACAACAGCCAGUAGAUUUUACCUGUGGUUAUGGCUGGUGAGCUGGUCUGUUUCCACGCCCAUUAGGAUUUUUAAUAUUACCUGAGAGGGGCAUGCUUUGUCAGAACGUAGGGAUGCUUUUUCUACAGGCUUAUCUGCCAUGGUAAAGGCAUUGAGAGCAUGAGCCUCUGACAACACUGAGGAGGUCAUCGUGCAAACAAGGAUCGGCUUAGCAAACACUGACCAGGUCAGGACACCACGAGAAACCCCUUGAACAAAAAAACUUUUCCUUUCAAGGAGGAUAAGAACAAAUUCAAGAGGAAAUCUUGAUUGGAUUUUUUGUUGGCGGGAAAGGAUUUACCACGUCACAUAAAUCAGGGGCUUGUGUGAUUUGACUGCCAGACGACAAAGCUUCAAGAUGUAUCAACGCAAGGCUUUAAUACUCUUCCUCAUCAGGAUGGGACUGAUGCUCGGUCUUUGUAACCCCCUGGUGACCUCGGAAUCAUGUCCCUCAGCCUGCCGCUGUGACGGGACCUUCAUCUACUGUAAUGACCGUGGCCUGACUUCCAUUCCCAAAGGUAUACCCCAGGAUGCUACAGUGCUCUUCCUGCAAAACAAUCGCAUUAAAAGUUCGGGGAUACCAACAGAGCUUCGAAAGCUUAUAUAUGUGGAGAAGAUCUACCUUUAUUGUAACAAUCUGGAUGAGUUCCCUAAUAAUCUUCCUCUUGGCUUAAAAGAGCUCCACCUACAGGAGAACAACAUUCGGAUGAUUACCCAUGCUUCUUUAGCCCAGAUUCCUUACAUUGAGGAGCUGCAUUUGGAUGAUAACUCAGUAUCUGCCGUCAGUAUAGAGGAGGGGGCUUUCAGAGACAGCAAUCACCUCAGACUUCUUUUCCUCUCAAGAAACCAUCUAAGUGCUAUCCCUUCAGGCCUACCUAUGAGCAUUGAGGAGCUGCGCUUUGAUGACAACCGCAUCUCCUCCAUCUCAGAGCAGUCACUACAAGAUCUCAUCAACCUGAAGCGACUAAUCCUGGAUGGUAACCUUCUCAACAACCGUGGGAUUGGGGAGAUGGCUUUCAUCAACCUGAUCAAUCUGACCGAGCUCUCACUAGUGAGGAACUCUCUGACAUCGCCACCGGCCAAUCUGCCUGGCACCAGUUUGGAGAAGCUGCACCUACAAGAUAAUCAUAUCAACCGUAUACCACCAGGGGCGUUUGCCUUCCUGAGACAGUUGUACCGUCUGGACCUGUCCGGUAACAACCUGAGCAGCCUGCCACAUGGUGUGUUUGAAGAUCUGGACAAUCUCACACAGCUCCUGCUACGCAGCAAUCCCUGGCAAUGCACCUGCAGGAUGAAAUGGGUGCGUGAUUGGCUGCGGUCGCUGCCAUCUAAGGUGAACGUGCGUGGUUUCAUGUGCCAGGGUCCUGAUAAGGUCAAAGGUAUGGCAAUUAAGGACCUAACUACGGACAUGUUUGACUGCACAGAUUCAGAGUUCGAUUCCAUGCAUGAAACAAGCACAGUCUCCAACACUUUACGCCCGUCUCAGCCUCAGUGGCCGUCAUUUGUAACUAGGAGGCCCAUAGUAAAGGGAGCCGACAUCAGCAAGAACUACCACAGUACUACCACGUCUUCAGGCAGAAAAAUUAUCACCAUCAGUGUGAAGGCAAGUACUGCUGAUUCGAUACACAUAUCAUGGAGGGUGUCACAACCCAUGACUGCAUUACGGCUGAGCUGGUUGAAGUUAGGACACAGCCCCGCCUUUGGUUCCAUCACUGAAACCAUUGUGCAGGGAGAGAGGACGGAGUACCUGCUCAAUGCCCUGGAGCCAGAGUCUUCUUAUAGGAUAUGCAUGGUUCCCAUGGAGACCAGUAACAUUUACCUGUCGGAUGAGACCCCUGUUUGCAUUGAGACAGCGACCAUUUCCCACAAGUCGUACCACCCCACAACAACUUUAAACAGAGAGCAGGAGAAAGAGCCUUACAAAAAUUCCAAUCUGCCUUUGGCUGCUAUUAUUGGAGGGGCAGUGGCUCUGUUGGCAAUAAUCAUGUUGGCACUGGUCUGCUGGUAUAUUCACAGGAAUGGGUCACUUUUUUCCAGGAACUGCACCUACAACAAAGGCCGGCGGAGAAAGGACGACUACGCUGAGGCUGGCACUAAGAAGGACAACUCCAUCCUAGAAAUAAGAGAGACAUCUUUUCAAAUGAUACCUAUAAAUCACCUGCCUGUGUCCAAGGAGGAGUUUAUGAUACACACAAUUUUCCCACCUAAUGGCCUGAGUUUGUACAAAAGCCCACACACCGAAAACAGUAUUAACAACAGGAGCUUCAGAGACAGUGGAAUACCAGAUUCGGAUCAUUCUCAUUCAUGAUAUUGCGCACAGACACUCAUGAUGCGUGCGUGACUUAGAGUGACUUAAACAAACACUGGAAGUAUGAACUGAGGAGAGCAACGUUCUGUACAUUUGCCAUAUAAUUUAUAUUUAAGGUCAUUUUAUGAAGAUGGAGAAUGUUCCAGUUGCAGGCCAUCACCGAACCAUGGUUGGUAUGGUAACUACCUGCAAUUCUAUAUUUUAGAGAUUUGUAGUAAUUUGUACUGUAUUUCCUUUGCUUAAGGUUGUCAACCUCCUAAAAGAAACUUGUGUUCUACUGAGACAUGAUGACUUGUCAACUGUGAAAGUGGGUUUUCAUUGCUGUGUUGAACAAUCAGACUUUAGAAAACCUUUUAGUAUAAGCACAGGCCAUUCUUUUAACUUUGUGGCUGUCUGAAAACAAAAAGGCAAAAAAAUGAAGUGAGGAUUUGAGGCACAGCUGAGCAGCUGAUUCGCAAGCAGCCAUGCUGCCCUCGGAAAAGAAGGAGCAGUCUGCAAACUGUGGACCUGGAGGCUUGUUUAAAAAUUCACUCGGUAAUGAGAAUGAAUAAGUAAAAAUGAGGUGCCAUGCUUUAUUUCUCAGCUCUGUUAAGUGUGUUUUUUUGUGUUUGUAAGCAGAAACACAGUAAAGCAAACAAAUGAGGGUUCCAGGUUUUCUGGGAGGACUGUCGGCCACAGCACAGGGCAAAUAAAGCACAGCAAUCUUAGGGAGUGUUGUGCUCCUCAUAACAAGUAGACUGGACAGGCUGACAUGGAGGACCCCCACUAUCUCUAUUUGUACAAGGCAACAAUGGUUGAACUACAAUGGCAGCAUUCUCUAGUACCAUGUACCAUUCGUCAUUCUAGUCACCAGGCCAAAAAGAAAGAACGUGUUGGAUUUCAUCAGAUUUACCACGGUGUCAGGAGCUCCUUGUUAUGAGUGUUAUUUUGUAUUAUUUUUUCAAAGGAACACACUUUUACGUUGCCACAAUUUGAAGUUAACUGUUAUUUACAAUUGAGAACCAAAGUGCAUUGUAUGCCCUUUGGCCAGUCUUGUAUGUGCCUUGAUCCAAUGCUUAUUGUAUUUAGCUUUUUAAGAAACCAGUGACUUUUUUUCAUACACACUUGAAUAUGAAAAAUAUUGGUCAUAUUACAAAAUAAAAGUGGAUAAAAAUAUCUUUGCUCUUUUUUGCCCAGAGUACAAAAGGCUCCGCUCCAAAAUUGUACUUGUGUUCUAAGUACUGUGCCCAGAUCUUUUCUUGUUACCAAAGAGAUUUCAAUUUUGGUUUGAAUGUGAAACUGCCCUGGAGGGGAACCAAGGAACUGCAGGCACAACGUUUUAUUCAUUCAUAUCUUAAAUUACUUGCUAGACACACAAUCUAAAAAUGCUCGGAGGUGCAAACACAGUCAAACACUGCAUUUUUAAUCUUCACACAGAUGUGAACUGUGAGGUUUGAGCUUGUGGCCUUAAAACCACAUCUCCCCCCUUUAAGACCCAGUUAACCCUUGAACAAUAACAGAGACUUCUGAAACCCAGUUUUUCCACUCCAUGGGCAGUCCGCACACCAACAUCUGCUUCAGGCUGCUGUUGUUCCUAGCGCUGUGGAGCCAUGUGUGACUUAUCCUAUUGACCAUAGAGCAGAAUAUCACAGUAGAGUGGAACUAGGGCUGUGGAGAAAUUGGACUCCUGGGUUUGAUGAACCUCCCGGGUACUGGGGCAACGGAAAACUAAUGACGAGCCACCAUAUGGAGGGUGGGACAGGCGGCCCCUGCUGGGGAUGGCCGUCCCUGCAGAGGACAGAGUAUAUAUACACUGCUCGGGGCGUAAGGCAGCACACUUAAUGACAUGAUUUUAGUUCACUCAGGCAAGGGCUCAGGAAAAGGUACAAAUGCACAAGUUGUAAAAGAGCCGGUUAUUCGGCUUUCUAGCCAGUAGAAAGAGCUGUAAUGCUUUUCAGAUGGUAAUGCGGUAGAGCAGAUGCACUGUCUCAAUGCAAAAGCACAUAAGUACUCAGAACGUAUCAGGGAAACUUGUGUGUACUCACUUACACACCCACACACUCUUUACACAGGAAAAGCAUUAAUUACAGCAAGGGAAGCCGCUAAAAGCUGCACAAGUGAUCCAAACCUUAACUACACACUAACCCUGCCCUGGAAACUAAAAAUACGUCACAUUAACUUAGAAUCAAAGUAAACAGCGUCUACUUUUAGAAUAUAAAACAGUAAUAGUUUCCAUGUGAACACUAAAAAAAGGAGUUAAAACGUAAGUCCUUUCUUAUUUAUUACGAAAGGAAAACGAAAGAAAACAGCAAACGGCACAAGACACAAAGAUGAAACCAUUUCUUUUUUGUUGCACUGAUGUAAGAAGGCAAAUGUUGACAAGGUAUUUCAGAGAAGACUUUUUAAAUAAACCAAGCAAAUAAUGUGAUGUGAGGUUUAUUUUAGGUUAAUGAAGCCAAACAAAACGUUUUUGGCAUCUUUCUCCACUGAAAGAUUUUACAGUCAUUUAAAGAUAAGGAUAGGGAGAACAUGUGUGUGUGUGUGUCUAUUUUUGUUCAUCAGUUCAUUUUGAUUGAAGUAUUAUCUUAAUUGCUCUGCACGCUUUACUUUCUUAACUGCUAUUUUAGUCUUCACCCUAACAAAUAAUUUUUUUUCUACUUUAUUCACCUUAGAAAUAAAAAAUGACACACCAUGAGGAUAGAUUCUAUUAUUUUUUAUUUUUUGUUUAUGUUAUUUAAUAUAUUUAUUAUUAUUUGCUGAGUGUUCAACAGUUUACAUUUUAUCAAUAGGUUAUAGAACACGGCACAUGUAUUAGACUUUAAAAAUUAUGAAAGGUAAAUAUUAAUAUUUGGCAAGAAAAAAAACGUUCAUCUAGAAUAAAAUAAAAAAUGUAUUUAUACAUAUAUAUAAUUAUAAUAAACUGACAUCUCAUCUUUGAUUAUAAAUGAGGCGUGAUUUCACUGCAAAUGUGAAAUUGGUGUAAAAAUAGAAAAAUAAUCAAUACGUUUUUAAUUGAAAGAAUUACACGUCUGCUUCAAAGUCAGGUGGGGGGCUUUAUACCUGUGACCUGCUGUAGGAGCAGUAAACCCUUUAUAAAUCUGGGUAGUUCU
Molecule: messenger RNA, 6209 nt
Organism: Cynoglossus semilaevis (tongue sole)
Lineage: Eukaryota; Metazoa; Chordata; Actinopteri; Pleuronectiformes; Cynoglossidae
Gene: flrt3
Product: fibronectin leucine rich transmembrane 3
Exons: 3
Coding region: 1171-3120 (649 amino acids)
Molecular function (GO): protein binding
Source: RefSeq, a predicted model, not a curated record